Messenger RNA from Procambarus clarkii (red swamp crayfish), 1345 nucleotides. Lineage: Eukaryota; Metazoa; Arthropoda; Malacostraca; Decapoda; Cambaridae. The record is from RefSeq and is a predicted model, not a curated record.
CGUCCCUGGCGUCUGGACCGUACUCAGUGUUGGCCAGCUCGACGCAGUCUACUGAAAGGAAGUUAAGAUGUAAAGCUUCCUCGUAUUACAAGACCUCUGUGGAGGAGGUCGCAAGAGGGCGUGGCGUUCUGCACCUCUUGCUUGACGUGGCGUGGAGGAAGCCAACUUCAGCAGCAGCAGCAGCAGCUGGGGUUGCCUCUAAGGACCACCAUGACCACCUGCACCAUCCUCCUAGUUCUGCUCCUGGCCGCUGUGGGUCCCCUGAGUGCCGCAGAGACCAAGUGUGAAGGGAAGGACUUUAACUGUGGGGACAAGUGCAUUCCUCCACAGUUUGUGUGUGAUGGCUUCUUUGACUGUGGCAACGGGAGGGAUGAGGUGAACUGCAAGGAGAAAUCCCCUGCCAAGCCUCCCCCACCUGGUGACCUCCCACCUGGUGCCGACGCCCCCACAUUUCCCCUGGAGUUCGGUCGCUAGACACCCAGAUGCCGUGGGAGAGCUGUGGGAGGGCCGUUGGAGGGCUGUGGGAGGGCUAUUGGAGGCCCGUGGGAGGGGGUGGAGAUCAGUGGGGGAUAACAGACUACCUUAAAACAGUAGGGACUGAAGGCUAAAUAUAUCUGUUGAGGCGAAUUCUGUUUGAAGAACUUCCAUGGCAGCCGCCACCGCGGCCAGCGUGUGUAGUACAUCUAUCCAGUUCAUACAUACAUUUGCAAUUUAACAUACGAGUGAAAAUCAAAACUUCCUGUGGCUACCUCAAAGGGAAUGUGGUAGGUUCAGGGAUGUCGAUGGUCUGAUGACCUGUGCAAUAUUGAGGUCUCCAGUCGCUGUUGCAGGCUGGAGAAGUUGAUGAUAACAUACCGAUUUACAUGUCAUGAAUGAUUCUUCGUUUGUAAGGAGACAACUCUCUCAGUGCUAUAAAUCGUUAGUUAGAAUUAACUAGGAGAAUCUAGAAGAUAAUAUAGAGGAUAGAAAUAAAUUAACUCUUAGAUAACGACUUGUGUCACAGGCGUAUCCAAGUGGAUGCUGUAUCUUGAAGUAACGUUGAAUCAGCGUUAAUAACGACGAUUCAAUGUUGAAUUAACUUUGAUAUUGUGGCCGCUGGCAUGUUGAUUUAGUCGGGGUAAAUCCGAAUUUGUUUGUACUACGUUUUUCUCUGUAGAAAUAUAAGUUAAUAGGGUUUUGCGUAAAAAUCCCCAUUAACAAGAUUCUGACAUCACUGGCUACGGUUUCCUAAUAUAACUAUAUAAUAUACUUGUUUUUUAUACAUAAACUGAUUAUAAAAUAUUUGGACCAUUUGGCACCUUCUCGCCCAAAAAUAUUUAUAAAAAAUAUUAAGUUUCUGAUAAUA